This is a messenger RNA of Aspergillus sclerotioniger CBS 115572, 1907 nucleotides long. RefSeq names its product bifunctional C97 family peptidase/thioredoxin family protein. Bases 44 to 1789 code for a protein of 581 amino acids. Gene Ontology annotation, molecular function: peptidase activity. Gene Ontology annotation, biological process: protein modification by small protein removal. The record is from RefSeq and is a predicted model, not a curated record. Lineage: Eukaryota; Fungi; Ascomycota; Eurotiomycetes; Eurotiales; Aspergillaceae. The transcript has 4 exons.
GGCUGAUAGCAUUUGUUCUGCAAAUCUUGCUUCAGUCGUCGUCAUGGAUGUCGAGCUGUAUGUCUAUGACCUGUCCAAGGGUCUUGCGCGGAUGUAUUCCCUGGCUCUGACAGGAACCCAAAUAGAUGCCAUCUACCACACGUCGCUGGUGCUGAACGGCGUCGAGUAUUACUUUGGCCAAGGCAUCCAGACGGCCAUCCCCGGCAGCACCCAUCAUGGCCAGCCCAUGGAGAAGUUGCAUCUGGGCAAGACCGAGUUGCCCAUGGAUGUGAUCGAAGAGUACAUCCAGUCCCUGGCGGAGAUCUACACCCCUGAGUCUUACGACCUCUUCCUGCACAACUGCAACAACUUCACGCAGGACUUGGCCAUGUUUACGCUUGGCAAAGGGAUCCCCGAGCACAUUCAAAACCUGCCGCAGACCUUCCUGAGCACCCCCUUCGGUCAAAUGAUGAAGCCCCAGAUCGAAAUGGCCCUGCGUGGUGUAACCCAAGGCCCUGCCACCAGCGCACCAACCGCCCCUGCACAACCUGCGCAACCUGCCCCGGUUACUCAAGGCGCGGUGCGAAUCGCAAGCAACCUCGCCCAGCUCGAACAAUCCCUCGCUGCCGCGUCCGACUCAUGCGCCGUCAUCUUCUUCACCUCGGCCACCUGCCCGCCCUGCAAAAUGGUCUACCCUACGUACGACGAACUCGCCCAAGAGGCCGGCGCCAAAGCCGUCCUCAUCAAAGUCGACAUCAGCACCGCCAUGGACGUUAGCAUGAAAUUCAGCGUCCGGGCCACCCCAACGUUCAUGACCUUUCUCAAGGGCCAGAAGCUUGACGAAUGGACCGGCGCCAAUCCAUCCCAACUCCGCGGCAACGUCCGUUUGCUCCUCGAGAUGGCCCAUCCUCCCCAUCGCCACCAACAACUCCGUCUGCCCAGUCUUCAACGUCCGAUCACCAAUUAUGUCACGUACAAGAAGGUCCCUCCUCUCGACAAGCUCGUCCAGAAACUACACCCUCACCACGAAGAUCCAGCCCUCCUCGCCAUCAUUGCCUUCUUGAACCAACGCACCUCCGCCCCAGCAGCAGAUAUUCCUUUACCCGACAGCCUCCCUUCUUUUGCCAAGUAUCUCCAAACCACCUCGCGUUCCCUUCCCUUGGAGAACCAAUUUGCCUUGGUCGAUCUGACCCGACUCCUCUUCCUUGACCCCCGGGUAUCCGGCUACUUCGCCGAGGAGUCUAAUCAUGAGACCCUUCUCACCAUUCUAGCUCCAUCCAACUCCCUCUCCACCUGUCCCUACAACCUCCGCAUCGUGAUGCUCCAGCUCUGCUGCACCCUCUUCACAACCCCGCUCUACCGAGACCAACUCACCUCCUCAUCUCCACCCUCCCAUUCUGCCAAGACACUUCUCCAAACGCUCCUCCAUCUAACUACCUCCUCCCUCCUCGACUCGCACACCAACCUCCGUGUCGUCGCCGCCUCUUUGGCCUACAACCUCUCCGCGCACAACCACAACGCCCGUUUCGCCGGCCACCGCGACCCCCUCACCGAAGAAGACCAGGUCGAACUGACCGCGUCGCUCGUCGAAGCCAUCACCCAGGAAGAAGAGUCUCAGGAAGCCCUACACGGCCUGCUCUUCGCACUGGGGCUUCUCAUCUACGAGUCUGCCCCGGACAGCGCGGUGGUAGAUCUAUGCAACGCCAUGGGGAUCGCAGAGACGGUUGUAGCCAAGAAGAACGUGGAAGCUGUAUCCAAGGAGACGUUGAUCCGGGAGAUUGGAGAGGAAUUGUUAAUGAAGGGGUUGUAGAUGACCUUACCUCCACUCCACUCAACUCACAUCUUAUACAUGGUUAUAUGAUUACAUAGAUAGAUUUGAUUGCAGAUGUACUAAUCUAGCCUUAACUCACCUUCUAACCCAGGACUUG